This is a messenger RNA of Momordica charantia (bitter melon), 1501 nucleotides long. RefSeq names its product RHOMBOID-like protein 3. Gene Ontology annotation, biological process: proteolysis. NCBI's taxonomy places the organism in Eukaryota, Viridiplantae, Streptophyta, Magnoliopsida, Cucurbitales, Cucurbitaceae. The record is from RefSeq and is a predicted model, not a curated record. Gene Ontology annotation, molecular function: serine-type endopeptidase activity. Gene Ontology annotation, cellular component: membrane.
UAACCGCGAAAGGAAACUUCUUUGUAGUGGGAUGAAGUGGGGGAAUCAACAGAAAGUGAAACCCCACGUACCCACUAGAACUAAUCCACCGUUUUCGUUCACAAUCCCAUCAAAAUGCAACCUUCAACCUAAACCAUUAACUUCUAGAUUCAACGAAGACAUGAAUUCGGCCACUUGAAUGGAAAGAAAUUACUGGUCGAUCUUGCGAGGGCGUUUGAGUUUGAAAUGCAGAGGAUUCCCGAUCAAUAUGGCAGUUGAUCUCUCUUCCAUUUCACUCAAUAAAGACCCUCCACCAAACUUCAUCACCCCAAGUUUUCGCUGGCGCGAGACACCCACAUCCAAUUUUCGAUUCUGAGUUUCAGGGAGAGAAAGUAUGGCCAGGCAGGAUAUUGAGAGCCGGGAAGUGACCGGAGGAGUAGCGAAGAACAGAGGAAGCAGUAGCUUCUCAUCUUCCUCGUAUUUGAUUGAAAAUACUGAAACCCAAUGGACUUCUUGGCUUGUUCCUAUGUUUGUUGUGGCUAAUAUUGCUGUAUUCAUUGUGGUUAUGUAUAUCAAUAAUUGUCCCCAGCACAAUGAUGGUCUUGAGGGGAAGUGCGUGGCAAGGUUUCUGGAGAGGUUCUCUUUUCAGCCUUUGAGGGAAAAUCCCCUCUUCGGCCCUUCUGCUGCUACAUUGGAGAAGAUGGGAGCUCUAGAGUCGACAAAAGUUGUCAAUAAACAUCAAGCAUGGAGGUUGAUCACCUGUAUCUGGUUACAUGCCGGUGUAUUUCAUCUGCUUGCUAACAUGCUAUGCCUGGUCUUUAUCGGCAUUCGCCUUGAGCAGCAAUUCGGGUUUGUGCGAAUCGGAGUUAUUUACUUGCUCUCAGGAUUUGGAGGGAGUGUUCUUUCUUCUUUGUUCAUUCAGAACAAUAUCUCUGUCGGUGCUUCUGGUGCUCUUUUUGGUCUUCUUGGAGCUAUGCUUUCAGAACUUUUCACAAACUGGACUAUCUAUACCAAUAAGGUUGCAGCAUUGAUCACACUUCUGGUUAUCAUUGUCAUCAAUCUCGGGAUUGGAAUUCUGCCACAUGUUAAUAACUUCGCCCACAUCGGUGGAUUUUUUACUGGAUUUCUGCUUGGAUUUGUAUUGCUUCUCCGUCCCAAGUACGGAUGGUUAGAGCAGCCAAAUCUUCCUGGUGGAGUUGGUCCGAGCUCCAAAUACUACGCUUACCAAUAUGUUCUAUGGAUUGCUUCGGUAGUUCUAUUGAUUGCAGGAUCAACCACUGCACUUGUGAUGUUGUUUCGUGGGGAGAAUGCGAAUGAUCGCUGCCAUUGGUGCCACUAUUUGAACUGUGUUCCCACCUCAAGAUGGAAUUGUGAUUAGAAACAUCUUUAGAUAUUUUAACAUUUGGAUCAUUCUAUUUCCCCUGUAAAUGUGUAGUUCACUAGAAAUAUAGUUUACACUUACAGUUUCUAGUUGCUUGGCUGAAUAAUGAUAAUGGUGCUAUAUUGAAGUAUAUGUUAUUUA